AUGCCUGCGGUUGUCGGAACUACUAUGACUUCGACACCCACUUCGCAAACCGCGAUCAUGGAAUCCUCAACAGCCGCAGAUAAGAAGCGCAAUAAGCUCGGGUAUCAUCGCACGUCUGUCGCAUGUGUGCAUUGUCGGCGACGAAAGAUACGAUGUCUGGUGGCGGCGGACGACGCUCAAGGUCGAUGUGAGAAUUGUAUUCGACUGAAAAAGGAGUGCCAGUUCUUCCCAGUUGAUCAGCAGCCGCCAAUCGAAAAGAAAGCUCGCCCAGGUUCGAACACGGCGUCGACCGAUCCAUCAACCGCCUCGUCCUCCCCGCCGGCAGUGAGCGGGGGGGAACAAACCGAGGCCUUUUUCCCUUACCAGCCAAUACCGUUGAGUUCCGCCCCAGAUGUCGCGGCGUUCAACGCCGGAGCGUUCGCUGGAAAUUCCAUGACAUCGUUUGCGCCAGAUCGCAAUGUAGGGGCUCCUGAGUUUGCAACAGCACCGCCCCUCGAUCCCUCCGUACCGUGGGAUGAAUUCACCACGAUUCCAACGGACGGUCAAAUGUUGGCAAACAUGUCGGCAGGGAAACCACAGAUGGUGAACAUGCCUUGGAGCCCGGGACCUAACCCCAUGGCCACCAUGCCAAUGGCACAUGGGCUUCCGACCCCGACAGUCCCAUCACAACCGCAAACGCUCAGUCCCGCGCCGACGUAUGCUAUACAACCGGAUGGAUCAGUAUGGCAAGUGCCCCCAACACGACCUAUGACCUACCCUCCGCCACCGGAUAUGGCUGCGGCACCCUACCCCAACCCCGGCCAAUUCCAGCAACCUCCCCCAGAUAUGAGCUCCGAUAUGGCCAGCCCAAUACAUCCUUUCCCGGGCAACCAUGUUAAUCCGCAGAGUCCUCCACCGACGGACCUUCAAGGGACGCCAGUUGCAGUAACGUAUGCUGGUGCCCCUGCAGCAAUGGGAUUUCCCGCCUGGCAGGACGUGAAUACUAUGUCACCCAUGAACGUCGUUCAGUAUCAGAUGUAUGCCGGGGACGCUGCACAACAAGCGUCGUUCGGCAGUCCACCCCCGAUGGGCCACCCGGGCCAACGACAGUCUCCCCGGUGA
Molecule: messenger RNA, 1101 nt
Organism: Aspergillus pseudotamarii
Lineage: Eukaryota; Fungi; Ascomycota; Eurotiomycetes; Eurotiales; Aspergillaceae
Product: putative C6 finger domain protein
Exons: 3
Coding region: 1-1101 (366 amino acids)
Biological process (GO): regulation of DNA-templated transcription
Molecular function (GO): zinc ion binding; DNA-binding transcription factor activity, RNA polymerase II-specific
Source: RefSeq, a predicted model, not a curated record